AUGGAUUUUAAAUCUUAUGAAAGAAUUAUUCUUUUUAUUAAAACAAAUUUAUCGAAUAAAGAUGUAGCAUUAGUUGAAUUAUAUUCAGAAGAAACAGUUCAUUAUAUGGAUAUAAUAAGUCGAGAUGUUUAUCUUCCAUUAUUAUCUUCUGCAACACAUACAUUUCAAGUUGAAUCUGUUGUUCUUCCAUUACCAGCAUUUAAUAUUCUUGCACAUAUAUCACAACAAGAACCUGAAAGACAACAAUCAAUAUUAUCUAUACUUGGAAAUACUCUUACUAAUUGGAGCAAACAAAUAAAACAAUUACCUCAAGAAGAAUUAUAA
This is a messenger RNA of Rotaria sordida, 324 nucleotides long. Lineage: Eukaryota; Metazoa; Rotifera; Eurotatoria; Philodinida; Philodinidae. The record is from the annotation of a GenBank genome assembly.